UCCAGCAGUAUUGGGUUAACUGACUAAGCCUCCUCCCCUCUCUGAGGCAUCUUUAGGGCCCUCUAACCCAUCUUAAAAAGUCUGCUCUUAUCAAUUUGCUUGAUAAUGGCCAUCAAACAUGGUAGUCAUAUCCCUCACUGCUGAUUUAGUCUUGCCUGUUGUUGGCCUUUGCUUGAGAAAAGAUUAGAUUAAGUUUGAUAAGGAAAGUAAACAAAAAUUGCUAAUGCAUAGAAAGUUCCAUAAAACUUAUUGACCAGUGAAAGAAAUAUAAACCAUAGAAAGCUAGCAGCUUGGACCACAAAAGGAAAAGAUAAGGAGAUGAUAAACUAUUAUUAGAGAACUUUCCAACCUCCAUGUACACCUCAAACCAUCUCUUCCUCAGGAAUGAAUCAUUGAAAGGAAGGGUGGCCGGAGUGGGAGACUCUGGUGUGUAUAAUGGCCGGAAUUUGUCUGAUGGUUAUCGAGCCGUCUACCACCUCUUGCCUCACUUUGAUAAUUGUCUCCCAGAAGAUCAGCUACAGUAUUGCAUUGCUGCAAUAAUCCUAGCAAUAGCUAUCCUUGACAAGACAAGCUUCCGGAAACACAAUGAGGACAUGCAGAAGGACUCAGCACCACUUGAUAUCCCACAUUUGGCCUCUGCAAUAAUGAGACAUGUUGCGCAGCUUGUUUCAAAUGCCCAUGCUGUCACACAAAUCACAACUGAUUCCAAAAGUGCAGGCAGUAUGAUCCAGCAUGUGGUUCAAGCUAGAAUUGCUUCUGCCAUUUACCCAACUGCAAGCCUCAUGAAUCACUCAUGUAAACCCAACAUCAUAAACAGUUUCUACAAGGAUAAGCUGGUUAUUCGCACAAUUGAAGACGUUGAGAAUGGCAGCCAGAUAACCAACUGCUAUGGUCCACAUUACUGUCGACAAACGCGCGAAGAGAGACAGCAGUCCUUGAAACAGCAGUACUUCUUUAAGUGUAGGUGUGAGCCAUGUGUCAACCCAGAGUAUAUACAGAAAGAG
Molecule: messenger RNA, 1004 nt
Organism: Penaeus monodon (black tiger shrimp)
Lineage: Eukaryota; Metazoa; Arthropoda; Malacostraca; Decapoda; Penaeidae
Product: SET and MYND domain-containing protein 4-like
Molecular function (GO): protein binding
Source: RefSeq, a predicted model, not a curated record